AUGCGCACCCAUAUAGGCACAUGCGCACCCAUACAGGCACAUGCGCACCCAUACAGGCACAUGCGCACCCAUACAGGCACAUGCACGCCCAUACAGGCACAUGCACACCCAUACAGGCACAUGCGCACCCAUACAGGCACAUGCGCACCCAUACAGGCACAUGCGCACCAUAGGCACAUGCGCACCAUCAUGCGCACCACAUGCGCACCCAUACAGGCACAUGCGCACCCAUACAGGCACAUGCGCACCCAUACAGGCACAUGCGCGCAGCACAUGCGCGCCCACACAGGCACAUGCGCGCCCACACAGGCACAUGCGCGCCCACACAGGCACAUGCGCGCCACACAGCACAUGGCGCCCACACAGGCACAUGCGCCCACACAGGCACAUGCGCGGCACAUGCGCGCACCACAGCACAUGCGCGCCCACACAGGCACAUGCGCGCCCACACAGGGCGCACCCAUACAGGCACAUGCGCACCCAUACAGGCACAUGCGCACCCACACAGGCACAUGCGCACCCAUACAGGCACAUGCGCGCACAUACAGGCACAUGCGCACCCAUACAGGCACAUGCGCACCCACACAGGCACAUGCGCACCCACACAGGCAUAUGCGCACCCAUACACUCACAAGCACACACAGGCACAUGCGCACCAUACAGGCACAUGGCACGCCCAUACAGGCACAUGCACACCCAUACAGGCACAUGCGCACCCAUACAGGCACUGACGCAGCCCAUAACAGGCACAUGCGCACCCAUACAGGCACCAUGCGCAGAACCCAAGAACAAAAUACAGGGCAAAAAUACAUGCUAACACCCAUAUCCACUAUAGUGACACAGUCUCACACAUCACNGUGUGAAGUAGUGUAG
Molecule: messenger RNA, 873 nt
Organism: Penaeus vannamei (Pacific white shrimp)
Lineage: Eukaryota; Metazoa; Arthropoda; Malacostraca; Decapoda; Penaeidae
Source: RefSeq, a predicted model, not a curated record